Eruca vesicaria subsp. sativa (arugula) is the source of this 324-nucleotide messenger RNA. NCBI's taxonomy places the organism in Eukaryota, Viridiplantae, Streptophyta, Magnoliopsida, Brassicales, Brassicaceae. The record is from the annotation of a GenBank genome assembly.
AUGGCUCCUGAGGAAUUCACUACAACUACACUGGCAUACAAUCCAUCAGUGGAAACUCACUAUGUGCGGGAGCAGACAGCACGUGAGACAACAGUUUCACACCCAAAAACGCACAAAGGGAAGAUACAGCAACUACCUGAACCACUAACUCAGAUUCUCAGUCCAAUGGACAGAGAAGCUAGAGUACUGGGAUACAGAGAGAAGAAGAAGAAAAGAAAGUUUGAGAAGACAAUAAGAGAGAAGACCAAGGAUCAAUGGACGUUUUGCCAAAUUGAGCGAGACCGAAGCAGAGGACCAAGAGUUCAGCACAAUGCUAAUGUAUGA